Hevea brasiliensis (rubber tree) is the source of this 1691-nucleotide messenger RNA. Its product is annotated as probable disease resistance protein At5g45440. The coding region runs from base 183 to 1388 and encodes 401 amino acids. Gene Ontology annotation, biological process: defense response to other organism. Gene Ontology annotation, molecular function: ADP binding. NCBI's taxonomy places the organism in Eukaryota, Viridiplantae, Streptophyta, Magnoliopsida, Malpighiales, Euphorbiaceae. The record is from RefSeq and is a predicted model, not a curated record. The transcript has a single exon.
CAAAUCAAAAGUAAAAGAAUCAUCUCCAAGAUCGAAGACCCAGCUCUCAAAAGUCUCCGCAAAUAAUUUCUCUCUACCAUAUCACAGGGCGAUUUUUUUUUUCUGCACUGGGCAAAAAACCAUUAAUAGACCUGGAAGAUUUUCCGGUGACUUCCAAAUCGCUGAAGAGUCUAACAGCUGCUAUGUCUCAGGAGAUUGAAAAGUAUCUACUGAAGAAACUCGGAGAAGGCCUUGAAUCUCCUAAAGUUCCCUUAGCUAAAGAAUUCGAAGAUCUCAAGGAGUUGCUUAGUACAAAGCUUGAUUCUUGCUCUUCUUCAGAUGUCCCCGUACUCAGAGCAUAUCUCUACUCCCUCAACGACGUUUUCAGUGAAUGCCAGGCACUUUCAGGCAAGAAUACUCUACUUUCACCCACUGUCUUUAAAAUUAAGCAGAAUUUGUCAAAGAUCAAGGCAGAGAUAGAAAAUAUUAAACCCUCCGACGACAACAAUCCAAAUGGAAGCCUUGAUACACCCCAGAAUAAUGGCCAACUCCAAGCGAGCUUAUCUGAUGCUAGAGAAUUUCAUCGCUUGAGUUCUCGCUCUGAGGCUCCACCAAAGGUUUAUGGGUUCGAUGAUGAAAUAACGCAUCUAGAGAAAUUGCUGGUUCGACGAGGGAGUAUUGAUUAUUUCAAGACAGUUGGAAUUGUAGGAAUGAGAGGUGCUGGGAAAACCACACUAUGCCAACUUAUUCUGACCAAACCAGAAGUGAAGAACCACUUUGUUCCCAGGAUUUGGGUUCACAUGUCAACGAAGGACAACGAAGAAGAUAAUGAUCCGAAGAUAGCAAUUGUGAAAAGAAUGUUAAAUUCUCUUGGAGUCGAAGGGGAGAUGUUGAAAACCAUUUUAGACGAGCAUGGCCUUGCUGGGUUACUUUGUGCUCUUCAUGUGGAGUUGAUGCGCAAGAGGCAUCUGAUCGUGUUGGAUGAUGCGCAGGAUACUGGAGACUGGUACAGCAACUUGAAUGCUUCACUACCUCGCCAUGUUAAGUGGGAGCAACACCUUGCUUAUGGGUUGCCAAAGGGCUAUGGUGGAACUGUCAUCGUCACAAGCAGGAAUGAGGAAGUUAUGAAGAUGAUGGUUGGGGAAGAGAACAUAUAUCGCCUUCUGCCUCUUUCAAACAAAGACCUCUGUUGGGACAUAUUUAGAGACGAAGUUGAACAGGAAAGGAAACCAUUCCAGCCACGAAAUGAGGAGGAGCUGAAAAGGGAAGUCAUACAGAAGUGUGCUGGGGUUCCAUUGGCAGCAAAAAUGAUGGGGAAGAUAAUGAGAGAAGGGAUUAGAGAUGGAUCUGUGACUCUUCAGACCAUUCAAACACAGAUAUCAACAGACAGCCUUUCAAUCGGUCAAUGAUUAUUGUAGAUAGCCAUGUCCUCAUUUCUGUUCAUAAAUCUUUGGUUUGCACUGCCAUUUCUGUUUGAAAUCAAAUAAAAAGCCUCCCACUGAUUUAUCCUCGAACUUCAUUUUGUAAGUAAAAACCUGAAUGACCAAGAGAAGAAAAACUAUCGAGUCGUAAAUCAAAUUAGGAAAGGGAGGCAGCCAGUAUAAUCAGUAGGAUAUGCAUAGUAUAGAUGCCUCUGUAGUGUAAAUCUUUCCCCAGCUUGAUCUUACUUCUUGAGCAGUAAUGGGUUCUUGCAAAUUUCCUCUCUUUUCACA